Messenger RNA from Lactuca saligna, 327 nucleotides. Lineage: Eukaryota; Viridiplantae; Streptophyta; Magnoliopsida; Asterales; Asteraceae. The record is from the annotation of a GenBank genome assembly.
AUGGAUGAUGAAUAUAAAGAAAAUUUUAAGAUGGCUGAAUCUGAAAGGAUUGCUAUGAAGAAGUGUGAUAAAGAGCUGGAUGAUCUCCAAGCUCUUCGCAAAAAGUUAGACGUUGAAGAAGAUGAUGUUAAGAAUGCGAAGCUUAUGCUCAAAAAUCAGAAGUCAUUGUUUCCUCCUUGGAUAAUGCAACACAUUCAGAAAGAGGCUAUUGACGAACCGGUGAUCUAUUGGUUGGAGCCCUCGAAUUCAUCUGAAUUUAAUUUAAUUUCCCCAUCACACCCAAGGCUUUUCUCUUUUGAUAUUUUGAGAAGAUUGAGAAGUCAUUAA